Oryza brachyantha (malo sina) is the source of this 1453-nucleotide messenger RNA. RefSeq names its product iron-sulfur cluster co-chaperone protein HscB homolog. Gene Ontology annotation, molecular function: protein-folding chaperone binding; ATPase activator activity. Gene Ontology annotation, biological process: protein complex oligomerization; [2Fe-2S] cluster assembly. The coding region runs from base 130 to 897 and encodes 255 amino acids. NCBI's taxonomy places the organism in Eukaryota, Viridiplantae, Streptophyta, Magnoliopsida, Poales, Poaceae. The record is from RefSeq and is a predicted model, not a curated record. The transcript is spliced from 6 exons.
CCCAUCUGUCACCCACGGAACCCACAGAAAAUACUUGGCUGUCAACUCAACUACGUAAUCGCCUCCCUCCGCGCCGCCGCUCGCCGCCGCCCGCAGCCCCCACAGAGAGGCGGCCCAGAACCCCGCACCAUGUGGCGCCGAGCCGGACGGCUCCGCCUCCACCUCCUCGCGGCGGCUCCCGGGGCCGCCGCCGCCGGCCGCGGCUCCCGGAGGAACCCGCCGCGGCCUGUGCCCACCUCUCUCCACAGGGGUUUCGGCGCCCUCGCUCGGGGUUCCUCCACCGGAGCGCCCUCUCGGGGCCUCUCGGACCGGGCGCGGGGCGGCGGUGCCGGCGAGUGCUGGAGCUGCGGCGCGGGCGGCGCGUUCCUCUCGUGCGGCGCCUGCGGGAGCGUGCAGCCCGUCGACCCCGCCGUCGACUACUUCCGGAUCUUUGGCCUGGAAAGAGAGUACAACAUAAAGGAUAACAAUUUAGAGGGGAAGUACAAAGACUGGCAGAAGAAGUUACAUCCAGAUCUAGUUCAUUCUAAAUCUGAGAAAGAGAGAGCUUUUGCUGCUGAGCAAUCAGCACUUGUGAUUGAUGCAUACCGCACACUGAGCAAACCUUUGUCAAGGGCAUUAUACUUGCUGCAACUAGAGGGGAUACACAUUGAUGAAGAGAAGACUAUCACUGAUCCUGAACUUCUUAUGGAGAUGAUGGAAAUGCGCGAAGCAGUUAGUGAGGCCAAUGAUCCUCAAACCCUGGAGAAGAUACAAUCUCAGAUUAAGAGAAAGUUCGAGACCUGGUCCAAUUCCUUCCAGGAAGCGUUCGACAAGAGGGACUUUGAUCGUGCAGUGAAAGCUACACAGAGAAUGAGAUACUAUGAGCGUGCAGUCGAAGAAACCGUGAAGAAGCUGUAAUUGUAAAGUGUACAGUGACAACCGAUGCGGAGGCUGCUGGUCCAUGGUUCUUGUGUUCCUGGAUGACCCAUGUUGCCACAUUCGCCUUGGGAUGAAAUAAUGCCAGAUGCUUCCUCACCAGCCAUUGCUCACUUCACUCCAUGGUUGCACAUGUAGUGAUGGAGGUCUUCCUCUGUACCGACGAUCUGUAUUGCAAAUGCCACUGGUGACAAUGCUGCAGGUAGGGAAAGGACAUAUUUCUCUUUACAGUAAAAUUUCAUUAUACACAGGCAGCUCUAGGCAGACGAUGAAAUGGGAAUAGAUAUUCAUCAGUACCCAGAAUUAAAUUCAUUCUUUGUUGAACAAGCUAAUUAGAGUAAACGUUAUGCCACGCUCGAAAAAUCAAAAGUGUGGCUCGGCGCAAAGCAGUUUGUAUCAUCUGUUGUGAUGGAAUUUGUGGGUUAGAUACGAUGCAUGGACAGGUUGAUCUCAGAGAUGAAAUUUUAAGUUUGUUGGGCCUAACUCUGUUAAUUCGUGAAUCAGCAUGUUAACACAAUGUCGUUCUCCUUUCAGAUUU